This is a messenger RNA of Blepharisma stoltei, 2102 nucleotides long. The record is from the annotation of a GenBank genome assembly. Lineage: Eukaryota; Ciliophora; Heterotrichea; Heterotrichida; Blepharismidae.
AUGAAAACAUCAAAUGAAAAAUUAGAUUCUUCAGAGGUAUUUUAAAAUCAGCGACGAUUAUUAUUUCUCCCUCCAUCAGUAAAGCAAGGAAAAGAAAGAGAAUGCAGGGUAGAAGACUUCCAAAGCAUUGCAACAAAACCUCUUGGACUAGGAGCUUUUGGGGAAGUCUUCAAAGUAAAACAUACAGCAUCAGGGAAAGAAUUCGCUAUAAAAGUAAUACCAAAAACCAGAGUGCUGCUGAGAGGAAUGCUUCAGCAGGUAAGAAGGGAGGUGAGGAUCAUGUAUUGUUUAAAUCAUCCAAAUAUAGUAAAAUUGUAUUCACAUUUUGAAGAUAACACAAAUUUUUAUUUGAUUUUGGAGCUAGCUGAAGGAGGGCAAUUAUUUACGAAAUUGAGGAAAAUGAAAAGUUUUGACGAACAGAGUGCAGCGCAGUAUUUGAGAGAAGUUGCUUUGGCUGUGCAGUAUUUACAUUCAAAAGAUCCUCCAAUUAUUCAUAGAGAUAUAAAACCUGAAAAUAUUUUAUUAGAUGCAGAAGGAAAUGCAAAAUUAGGAGAUUUCGGUUGGAGUAAUUUUUUUAAUGAAGAACGAUCAACUUAUUGUGGAACUCUAGAUUAUUUAGCACCCGAAAUGAUUGAAAGAAAAGGCCAUGGAAUUAAUUUAGAUUUGUGGAAUUUAGGAGUUCUCCUAUUCGAAAUGCUAGUCGGAAGAGCUCCUUUUCAGUCUAACACACAGGCUGAGCUAUUUGACAAAAUAAGAGCAGCAAAAAUUGGUUUCCCUAAAAAUUUUCCAUUAUUAGCAAAAGAUCUCGUAAAAAGACUGUUAAAUCCUAAUCCAGAUUUAAGAAUUACCAUCACAAAAUUAUUAGAACACCCUUGAAUGAAGCAACAUCCACCAAUUAGAAAUACAUGCGAAAUUGAAACAGAGAGAACUCCGCUGCCUACAAUUCCUGAUCAAGGAGAUGUAGAGUUUACUGAUGAAUGUGUAGUGAUUUCUGAACCACUCAGAAAUGAAAAAAUUAAAGCGAAUGUACUGAAGACGGAAAUAUGGACAACUGAUAGAGAAUUAGCUAAAAAGCAGCAAAUGUUAAGGUCACUUGAAGAAAAAGUCGAGCAUCUAAGGAAUAGAAAUAAUAGCUUGCAGAAUGAUUUAGAUAAGCUGAGGGCAGAGCAGAUUCAAAGCUUUACAUUAUUGAGAACUGUAGAAACUGCAAGAAAAAGCAAAGAAAAUAUAUUUUUAUUUAAUAUGAAUGCUAAAAUGCAUUUUUUUAUUUUAUUAAAUGAUGUUCAUAAUAAACAGGUGUAAGAAAACAGUGCAAGUAUGGCCUUGCAAUGAUAAAAGAGCACGAGAACGAUCAAAAAAAAAUUAUCAAACUUAAAGAAAAAUAUCAAAAGCAAUGUCAAGCAGCUGAAUUGAAAAUCAAAAACUCAGAGUUAAAUUUGAGAUACCUAAAAUCAGUUAAAUUUGUCCAUGAAAAAAGCGAAAUGUUUGAAGCAAUUAAGAAUGAUAUGACAGAGCUCAAUAAUGCAGUCAUUUUAUUCAAAAGAGGCCUGAAAUCAUCAAUUUAUCUUACUCCCUCCUCAGUGAGCGAACAAAAAAAUUUUGUUCGCUUAAGCUUAAUUUUUUUUUAAAAAAUUUAUAUAUAAAUUUUAUAGUAAUUUUUUUGAAAUUAAAAAAAUCCCAAUUCGAAAUAAUAGGAGAGCAAAUAUUAUUUAUUUGUAAAAUUUAUGUUUUAAAAUCGAAGCUGUUUAAAGUUAAACAGAAUUAGCUAGAGAUUUCAUUAUAAUAAUGUUAACUUAUAUAUCAAAAUUUUGGUUCUCUCAUGGAGAGUGACUUUUACCCCAAAAAAUAAGGAUUUUUCCAAUGGUUUUGUUCGCUCACGAAGGGUGAGAGUUAGGCAUUCUUCACAAUUAUUGCAGGAAUUAAGAGGGAGAGCUGAAACUAAGAGCAAAAUACAAAAGAUGAUCGAUAAGUUGAGGGAAAGUUAUGAAAAACGAGUCCAUUCUUUAAGAUGCUUGCAUUCAGAUUUGAAUGAUAUAACAAAUGUCCUUGACAUAAGAAAACUUGUUCUUAAUCUUGUGGCUCCGAAUUCAAUUUCAAAUUAA